Molecule: messenger RNA, 1635 nt
Organism: Perca flavescens (yellow perch)
Lineage: Eukaryota; Metazoa; Chordata; Actinopteri; Perciformes; Percidae
Gene: ugcg
Product: UDP-glucose ceramide glucosyltransferase
Exons: 11
Coding region: 320-1513 (397 amino acids)
Biological process (GO): glucosylceramide biosynthetic process
Cellular component (GO): membrane
Molecular function (GO): ceramide glucosyltransferase activity
Source: RefSeq, a predicted model, not a curated record
UGCAGAUCAGUGCGUGCCACCAAUGCGUGCCACCGCUCGCCCCAGGUUGGUCAGCUGACCGACGGUCGGUCUGGUGACUGUCAAACCCGUGAAGCAGCACCGAGUCCCGGACACAAGCUCCACCAGACCAGGCCGAGGCCGGUCUCUGUGUCCCCGCUAAAGGAGCCUCCGAACCCGGACUGAUUACUGACAUCCCCCGCUGUACCCUGGAGCCCGGAUCUUUGGCUUAGACAAGCUGCGCUCGGAGCACCCAGAGUCGGACCCUCGGCUGUGUGACCCCGUAAGCCCCCCAGCCGGCCCCCGGCCCCGGUAGCCCCCAAUGACCCCCAUGGCUGUGCUGGACCUCGCCAUGCAGGGACUGGCCGUGUUCGGCUUCAUCCUCUUCUUCGUGCUGUGGCUGAUGCACUUCAUGUCCAUCAUCUAUGUGCGUCUCCACCUCCAUAAGAAGAGGUCGGAGGUGAAGCAGCCGUUUGCUCAGCUGGCCGGAGUCUCUCUGCUGAAGCCUCUGAAAGGAGUAGACCCCAACCUCAUCUCCAACCUGGAGACCUUCUUCACUAUGGACUACCCCAAGUAUGAGAUCCUGCUGUGUAUCCAGGAUCUAGAUGACCCAGCUGUAGAUGUGUGUAAAAAGCUGUUGGGGAAAUAUCCCAACGUAGACGCUCGACUAUUCAUCGGGGGGAAGAAAGUGGGAAUCAACCCCAAGAUCAACAACCUGAUGCCGGGCUACGAAGGAGCCAAGUACGGCCUGGUCUGGAUCUGUGACAGCGGCAUCAGAGUGAAACCUGACACUCUGACAGAUAUGACCAAUCAGAUGACAGAGAAGGUGGGAUUGGUCCACGGGUUACCGUACGUCGCUGACCGCCAAGGCUUCGCCGCCACACUGGAGCAGGUGUACUUUGGGACGUCCCACCCCCGGUCCUACAUCUCGGCCAACGUGACGGGGAUAAAGUGCGUGACGGGAAUGUCCUGUCUGAUGAGGAAGGACGUGCUGGACCAGGCCGGAGGACUGGUGUCCUUCGCCCAGUACAUCGCCGAGGACUACUUCAUGGCUAAGGCCAUCGCUGACAGGGGCUGGAAGUUCUCCAUGGCGACGCAGGUGGCGAUGCAGAACUCAGGCUCUUACUCCAUUGGUCAGUUCCAGUCCCGCAUGAUCAGGUGGACCAAGCUGAGGAUCAACAUGCUACCUGGCACCGUGCUGGAGCCCGUCUCCGAGUGCUUCCUGGCCAGCCUCAUCAUUGGCUGGGCUGCUCAUUAUGUGUUCAGGUGGGACAUGAUGGUCUUCUUCAUGUGUCACUGUCUGGCCUGGUUUAUCUCCGACUACAUCCAGCUCACAGGAGUUCAGGGCGGGGCUCUGUGCUUCUCUAAGCUGGACUUCGCGGUGGCCUGGUUCAUCCGAGAGUCUCUGGCCGUGCAGAUCUUCCUGUCGGCGCUGUGGGACCCGACCAUCAGCUGGAGGACCGGUCGCUACCGGUUACGCUGCGGAGGCACCGCCGACGAGAUCCUCGACGUCUAGUCGCCACGGCAACGCCCAAAACCUUACCCGCCGCGGCAACCGCCUGGCACCUUCACAGAGAGAGAGAGAGAGAGAGAGAGAGAGAGAGACUGUUUUCUGUUUUUUAUCAGGUGUGUGUGUGU